GGGCCAAAUUGAUAUUUGUUGGGUUGUAACCCUAAAUAUUUGGGUUCAUAACAAAAAGUCAUCGUUUGUUUGUCGUUGUCUCUUUUUAUUUCUUCUUCUUCCCCGACAAAGACAACAGUCUCGUGGUCAAUUGUAGAUUCAGCAGGAAUGUCUCACUCAGCGAAGCCAAGCUCGUCUUCGGUGUCUUGUGGAGGAAAUUGGAGAAGACGUCGUGGAGCAAAAGAGAGAGGAAUACCAAAAAAAUUUUGGUGUGGAGAAGAGACCAUGAUUAAAACAUCAGGAACAGCUAAAAACCCUGGGAGGCUCUUCCAUUGUUGUCCACAUGGAUCUGAAGGGGAUAAAUUCCAUCUUUUUACAUGGACUGAUGAAUGUGUGGUGGAAGAAAUUGAAGAUUUAAAAAGUAUGAUGUGUGAUGUAAAAGGAGAAAAGUCGGACUUGAGAGUUGAAGUUGUUGAAUUGCAGAAGGAGCUGGAACGGAUUAAGCUGACUCUCGAGAGAGACAAGAAUUAUUGUUGUUGUUUUUUGUAAGAUUA
Molecule: messenger RNA, 533 nt
Organism: Brassica oleracea var. oleracea
Lineage: Eukaryota; Viridiplantae; Streptophyta; Magnoliopsida; Brassicales; Brassicaceae
Exons: 3
Coding region: 148-528 (126 amino acids)
Molecular function (GO): zinc ion binding
Source: RefSeq, a predicted model, not a curated record